Molecule: messenger RNA, 6367 nt
Organism: Helicoverpa zea (corn earworm)
Lineage: Eukaryota; Metazoa; Arthropoda; Insecta; Lepidoptera; Noctuidae
Gene: Nipped-B
Product: nipped-B-like protein B
Exons: 27
Coding region: 182-6085 (1967 amino acids)
Biological process (GO): replication-born double-strand break repair via sister chromatid exchange; establishment of mitotic sister chromatid cohesion; regulation of gene expression
Cellular component (GO): Scc2-Scc4 cohesin loading complex
Molecular function (GO): chromatin binding
Source: RefSeq, a predicted model, not a curated record
AAAAUAUUUUUAGCGUCAUGUGGUGAAACUUGUGGGUAAUUGGCAACACCAAUUCAUAAUUUCUUGAUUAUCUAAAUGUUGGGAUUAUGUUUGAUUUGUCCUGGAUAAAUAAAUUAGACAUAGUUAACAUAAUGUUUCAGAAAAUAUUAGUGAACCUGAGAAAAUAAACUGUAUAAUCAAGAUGAAUGAAAGGGAUAUCCCAAGUGUCCCUAUUACAACAUUAGCAGGAGUAGCCAGCUUGACAGACUUAUUACCAGUGUUACCGCUCCCGACGCCAUUGCCUGCAACACUCAACAACAAGUCGCAGUUAUUUCAUCCGCGUGUUGCCGAAGAGGCAGCCAUUCUGCUUGCAACCCGCGAUGAAAAUUUAGUGUCGCUGCUAAUACAGUCACUUAUGCAGACUUCAGUAUCACACAUAGACCUGAAAGAUGAUGUUAUUGCAAAUUCUUCGAAUCCUCCAACCCCACAACCAUUGCCUGAAUUAUUGAGGGCAAUUUUAAGUGUUAAUCCUAAUGUGUUUGAGCAGCAACCAAGAACUCAUUGGGGACCUAAUUGCCACUCACACCAUAAGUUUAACGGUAUAUCUCCUAAUACUGUGCCCUCAAGCCCAUCAUCACUUGGCACCGCAUCAAUCCCUAACCAGCAGUUACUUGCUACCCCCUCUCAAUCCUCUCCCCAUGUUAACAUGGGCUCUCCCCCUUCCCAAGCCAGACCAGGGAAUCAACUAAAUAAUACUGCUCAGAACAGUGUAUCUCCCAUUUGGAACAGUGGAAACUCUUCCAACAUGUACGCAAGCCCAAUGUCGAAUACAUCAAGCUCUAAUCCACAAAAUGGUGGUUUCUAUAAUAGUUUAGUACAAGACAAUAGCAAUUAUGGCACUAACUUAAAUGAAGAAAAGGAUCCUCUUUCUAUGUCACCAAGUAACCAGCCAGAUCAACAGAGAUUGCUUAUGCAAUUACACGAGAAGACAUUUGAGCAAGAUGGUAAUGUGAGGACAGGACAAUCUCCAGCACAAGCCAGUGUGGCGCCGUCGCCGCUACGUUUAGAACCGCAAGUGCCUCUGCCGUCAAUGGGUGCGCCCUAUGCGCCUCAACAACAAGCUCAAAAUAGCAGCCAAGACAAGCAAGACCCUAGUAAAAGUACGGGAGUUACUAACAACAGAUACCCUGUUGUAAAGCUUGGCCGGCUAUCAGAGGGAUUAUUGAAGAAACAUGAUUUCACAACUGAAGAAAGAUCAAGGAAGAACAGUGCACUAGAAUCGGAUUCCGAUGAUAAUGUACCACUCAAGACAAAAUCAAAUAGCGGUACGCCUACUGUAGAUAAAGAAAGAGAAGCAAUAGAUAUAGCUAGAGAGAAAAAUUGGGAGGCAGUUAAGAGAAAACAUGAAGAAGCCAGCAAAAGAGAAGAAGCCGAGGCUGCAAUAGUUCGGCCUAAGUUACGAAAAGUAGAACGGAGAUUAGUACCUGUGCUAGAAAUGCUUUCUGUAGAUGAAUUAAUGGAGACAAAUACUUAUCAACGUUUUAACAAAUUGAUUGAAUCAGUAUUUGAAGCUAUUGACGACGACAUAUUGAUUACUGACGAAAUGGAGGGCACAGAUAUACCCGAAGAGUUAUUAUUACCGCGUUAUCAGCUUCAAGAGUUAUGCUCAGAAGCAGCUAAGUUAAAGAAUCUUGGUGCUAUGGAAGCCAUACCUUCAGACAGAUUAGUUCGAUUGUUAAACAUUAUGGAGAAAAAUAUUAGAGCAGCAGAAAAAAUGUCACUAGUGAGUGACCCGGAGGACAGUGAAGAGAUGAGACAAAUAUGGCUGGAGUCGGCAUUAGAGAGGGUCAUGUGCGCCUCGGACGCGUGUCUGACGUCCCUGUAUGUCAUGACCUCCCCAAAUAUGCCGAAACGUAUAUUUCUAGAAGAUGUUAUAGAUAGAAUUAUUAUGUUCAUAAAGUUCCAGUUGAACAAUACUAUUUACUGUGUCUACGACCCUGUAUAUAGUAUUCAAAGUACAUCUAAGAAGAAAGUGGACGGGCGCAAGCGUCGCGGCGGCGCGACGAGCGGCACGCGGCGCAGCGCGGGCGCGGCGCACGGCGGCUCGGGGCGCGCGGCGCGCGAGCUGUACACGCACGCGCACGAGUCCGUCACGCUGCUGGCCGAGCUGUUCGCCGCGCACCACCUCACCGACACCACGGUGCUGCACGCCUCCACCGUCGGCGUCUCGCCCUUCUUCGUCGAGAACGUCAGCGAGCUGCAGCUCAGCGCGCUCAAGCUCGUCACCACGAUAUUCACAAAGUACGAACAGCACAGACGUCUACUGCUAGAGGAUAUAUUGGCAUCGAUAGCUCGCAUUCCCAGUUCCAAGCACAACCUGCGCUCUUUCCAACUGAGCUCGGACCAACAGAUUCAGAUGCUGACGGCGCUUGUUCUGCAACUCGUACAGUGCGUGGUCACUCUGCCCGAGACACUGUGCAAGUCGCAGGACAAAGACAAAGAUAUUGAAUCAUCUGACAGUAAAAAGAACGCAGUAGACAAAGACCUCAUGAUAAUUUCCAAGUACGAGGCAGCAAUAAGUGUAGGUGGUACAUUCCUGACGUCAUUCCUGAACAAGUGCCGGAGUCGUAACGAAGAGGUCGACUUCAGGCCGCUGUUCGAAAAUUUCGUGCACGAUCUGCUAACCACUGUGAAUAAACCCGAGUGGCCUGCGACUGAACUACUGCUGAGUCUACUUGGAACCAUGCUGGUGAAGUACAUGUCGGACAAGUCGAUGGAGAUGUCAGUGCGCGUGGCGUCGCUGGAGUACCUGGGGCUGGUGGCGGCGCGGCUGCGGCGCGACAGCGUGGUGUCGCGCGCCAAGCUCGCCACCAUGGACGCCGUCGUGCGCGACAUCCGCGCGGAGGAGGAGAAGGACGGCAACCAGGGACAGAGCGCGACAUCGGGAUUAGAUGAAGACGAAGAAAGGACAGAAUUCUUACAGAGGGUAUUGCUUGACUAUCUUGCCAUCAACGGGCAAAAGGAUCAAGCUUGGAAUUGCGCCCGACAUUUCUAUAUCACGCAGUGGUACAGAGACAUGGUCGUGCAACCCAAGAGCACUUCUCCUACCAAGAAACCGAAGAAUAAGUCGAAGAAACGUUACAUAAAGGACGAUACGAGCGAAGAGGAGUCCGAUGCUGACGAUGAUAGUGACGACGAAGGGCGACGUCUCAAGGACAUUAAAGCUGAAAAGAAGCUCGCGUCCAGUGCGCUCGUGUCAGCUGAGAAAUUCAAAACUAUGGAGCGGCGGAAGAAUUUCUUCCUCGAGAAAAUCCGACCGUUUAGGUAUCAAGGUGGCACUCAAGUGCAAGUGAUGCAAUCGUACAUUGAUUACAGUGGAGCUGAACUAAUCUCUCAGUACUUAGCUUCGAAAAGAUCAUUCUCUCAGAGUUUCGAUAGAUAUUUAAGGAAAAUCCUUGUUAUUUUGUGUGAAAACACGAUAGCAAUCCGUACUAAGGCGAUGAAGUGCCUCGCGAUGAUCGUGGAAGCGGACCCGGCGGUGCUGGCGCGGCCAGACAUGCAGAUCGGAGUCAACCGAUCCUUCCUGGACCAGUCCACGGCCGUGCGCGAGGCCGCCGUCGACCUCGUCGGCAAGUUCGUGCUCAGCCGGCCCGACCUUAUCGAUAAGUAUUAUGGAAUGCUCUCAAAUAGAAUAUUGGACACUGGUGUAUCGGUGCGUAAACGUGUGAUAAAAAUUCUAAAAGACAUAUGUAUAGAGUGCCCGGAAUUCCCUAAAAUACCUGAGAUUUGUGUAAAGAUGAUUAGGAGAGUGAACGAUGAGGAAGGCAUAAGGAAGUUAGUGAUGGAAGUGUUUCAAAACAUGUGGUUCAGUCCGUGCGCGAACACGGCGCGGCCGGGCGCCCUCGACAUGACGGCGGCCGCCGCCGACCCGCUCACGCGCAAGGUGCUCAACAUCACCGACGUCGUCAUCUCCUCGCGCGACAUCGGCCUCGAGUGGUUCCAGCAGCUCUUGACUAGUUUGUUCAAGCCCAAGGAAGACAAAGAGGAUUCCACGAAAAUCAUUUAUCAACCCCCAAAGUCGCUCUUACUUGCAUGUCAGCAAAUAGUAGACUGUCUUAUUGAAAGUUUACUACAGCUGGAAGAAACCAGUGCCGAUGGGACUGGUUCAUCACAACGUAUUCUAGCAUGCCUCUCCACUUUGCAUUUGUUUGCGAAAAUUAGGCCACAAUUGUUAGUGAAUCAUGCAUUAACUUUGCAGCCAUACUUGAGCUUGAAGUGUCAGAAUCAGUACGAGCAGCAGAUAAUGUCGACGGUGGCGUCGACGCUGGAGCUGGUGGUGCCGCUGAUGGAGCACCCGAGCGAGGUGUUCCUGGCGCAACUGGAGGAGGAUGCCGUCAAGCUGAUCCUGCAGCGAGGGCAGCUCGUGAUCGCGUCCUGCAUCGCCUGCCUGGCCGCCAUCGUCAACAACCUCACGCACAACUAUAAACUCAUUAGGGACGUCUUCAAUAAGUACCAUGGUGUACUUCUUCAAUGGAAACACUGCUGGCAGAGGAACCCAGAAAUGACGAGAGGGUUGCAUUCAAGGCCUUAUUUCAGACGAGCGUUAUUUAUAGUAGGACUUCUGUUGCGGUAUUUCGAUUUCACGGAAGCUCGAGUGAUAGAUGGGCUUCCAGCCGACAUAAAAGAACAGAUAUUCUCAACGUUGAUGUUUUUCGUUGGACUUGAGGAUGAAGACUUUGUGUCCCACACUCUGAAGGCGCUGGGCUCAGUUUGUGUCAGGCAUUACGAGUUCAUGUUGCGGCCUGAGCUGAAGGACUUCUAUCAUCAACUUCUCACAUCAGAUUUAGCACCUAUAGAGAUGAAAGCGGACGUCUUGAGAAAUAUCGAAAUGUACUUACAAGAAGAAGAGCAGAGGAUGAUAAGGCAGGAUAAAGAAUGGUCCAAAAGAUCGAAACACGAGAAUCUCAAGGAGAUGGGUGACGUGUCUUCGGGUAUGGCGUCGACAGUGAUCCAGUUGUACCUGAAGGAGAUUCUGGGCUCGUUCCUGCACCCCAGCACCAUGGUCCGCUCCAGCGCCAUGAAAGUGGUGCAACUCGUGUUGGCGCAGGGUCUCGUGCAUCCUGUACAAAUUGUUCCAUAUUUAAUUUGCAUGAGCACGGACUUGGAAGUCACAGUGUCUCACACAGCUGACAAACAUCUCCAAGAGAUUGACAAGAAGUAUCCGGGCUUUAUUCACAUGAAGGCGCAACUUGGAAUCAAACUAUCCUACCAGUUACAAAAAAUAUUACAAGCUAACGCAAAUAAGGGAGUUAUUAGAGGGUUUAGGAAAAAGGAUCAAGAUGAGUUGCCAACUGCACUCAACGGUUUUCUAUACUCAUUGCUUCGUAACACGCGGCCACAGCGACGUGCGUUGGUGUUGUCGCUACUCAAACAGUUUGAUGACGUUUCUACUGCGCCACUGGAUCAGAUGCUGUACUUGGCCGACAAUUUGAGCUACUUUCCAUUUCAAGUUCAAGACGAACCAUUAUUUAUUAUUCAUCACAUUGACAUCAUUAUUUCAACAUCAGGAUCUAAUUUACUACAGCUUUUUCGUGAGGGCCUCAACAAGCCGAGCACGGAGGAGAAGGAGCCGCUGGACGAGGAGGAGGACGACGAGGAGGCGGAGACGCUGCUGACGCAGAUGCCGGAGCACACGCGGCCGCUGCAGGACGCCAUGCGCCAGGCGCGCGGCUGUCUGCUGCUGCUCGUGCUCAAGCAGCACCUCAAGCAGCUCUACGGCUUCACUGACGCAAAAAUCAACCAGUACUCACCGUCCGAGAACGUAAAGGUUUAUGAGAAAGCAGUGUCGCGGCGGCACGCGCCCAUCUUCGAACCCAAGGCGACCAUCGCGCAGUUACAGGACAACGACCGUGCCGCCGACGAGCUCGACGAGCGCGGCCGUCGGCGACUCGUCGACGAUUACCUCGAGUUCAAGCAAUUGAUGCUGAAGUUCGACCCUGAGGAGGAGGAAGACGAAGAACAGGCUGGCCAAGCCACGAGUGGCGGCGCGACCGCCCCCAGCGAAGCCGUGCCGGCCGCGCCGCCCGCGCCGCCGCCCGCCACCUAGCGCGCGGCCGCGUCGCCCUCGUGACGUCACGCCGGCCCCGCGCGCCCGUAGCGGCCGCCGCAGAGCCGCGGGGCGUCCCGCGCCGCCCGCCACGCUGCGGCCCGCGCCGCCCGCCACGCUGCGGCCCGCGCCGCCCGCCACGCUGCGGCCCGCGGGGCGCCCCGCAACGAUAACUUACUUGAAGUUCUUUAUAUAAGUUGUAUUUGAGAAACUCGAUUUUGUUUUUAUAUUAAAGUCUUGUGUGUAGAUAAUUUUUAUGAGAAUAUAAAGUAUAUGUACCUA